Molecule: messenger RNA, 258 nt
Organism: Sphaeroforma arctica JP610
Lineage: Eukaryota; Ichthyosporea; Ichthyophonida
Exons: 1
Source: RefSeq, a predicted model, not a curated record
AUGGCUACAGCACCCAAACCCGCUACCACUACAUGCUUCACAGCAGAAGUGCUCUCCGCACAAAUCGCUGAGCAGACGCAAAAGAUCCAGGCGUUGCACAUUGGACACGCAUCUGAAGACGACUUAAAGGUGGAGAUUGAUCACUUGGUUACCUUGACAGAGAGUUUGACUCAGCAACAAUCAGAGAAGCCAAAGCAGAAGUCUAAGGGAGAUGGCGGAAAGAAAAUGCCAAAGGUGCCGAAGGGAACUAGAGAUCAG